AUGCGAGCCGUCGUUCACGCUGGCCCGUUUCUCGAUUCGCUGAGCUCGUAUGCUCACGAUCCUGCGAGCGAUUUGAAGGAGUCGAGCAUGGCUGUUGCGUGCAAGCUGGAAAAGGCUUCGCUUUCAUCAAUGGUUGUAGAUCCUGCAUCAGGGUCUCUUCUCGAGGAUGCAAUGAUUGCUCCGUGUGGCCAUUCAUUUGGUGGAGCGACACUCUCUAGAGUCAUUGACUCUAUGCUAUGUCCUUAUUGCAUGGCCUCGGUUGACAUCAUGACUCUGAUUCCCAACCUUGCCAUGAGGUCAGUCGCGUCCUGCUUCCGCCCGGGCUUGUCGCAUGGAGGCGGCGUGAAGGUCCCGAAGAGAAAGCGGGUGAAGGAGUUUGGAGAAGGGAAAGACCCGUCAGAAGCUGUCAAACGCAGACCGAAGACUGAAGAUGCGAUGCUUGCCAGCUCAUUUGAAGGAGACGCAUUUGGCCGUCCAAAAGGAGUACAGUUCCCUUUUUCUGUCAAUGACAAAGUUCUGAUCAAGGGAAACAAGCGCACUCCUGAGAAGUUUUUCGGGAGGGAGGCAAUUAUCACGUCUCAGUGCUUGAAUGGCUGGUACUUGGUUCGCAUGCUUGACACUGGGGAAGUGUUCGCCUGCAGUACCGCUCUCUUCAGAAAAGUGGUGAGUCCCAUGUAUGGAACACCUUUGGAGACUGGUGACGCUCGUCUCUCUAGCAGUCCGGAUGCCCAGAUGGAGAGGAAGGCUGGAGCAGACUCCACAGCAAGGUGGUGGGAGGCGAAGCCUGGGGUUGGAGAAAUGUCCCCCACCUUCCGUCGGGACCCAUACGGAUCAUGA
Closterium sp. Naga37s-1 is the source of this 837-nucleotide messenger RNA. The record is from the annotation of a GenBank genome assembly. Lineage: Eukaryota; Viridiplantae; Streptophyta; Zygnematophyceae; Desmidiales; Closteriaceae.